AUCAAACAGUGGAAGUGUUAAUAUUCAAAAAGGUAUACGGUAGGCUUACAACGCGAAGAAAAUGAGAAUUGCAUUGACAUUCGUACUAUCAGCAUGGAUAGUUAUUUCAAGCAAUGCGCAACUCCUCUGCUUCUACUGUGACGAUUGUGAAAGCAGUUCAGUGGCAGUGGAGGCUUGUGGUUUGAACAGUCCCAUUAUAACUACAAAUGUACCCGAGGAAUCAACUACAGCAACUUCUCCAAUGACUUCAACAACACAGCCACCAGUCACAACAGCGAUUACAUCUGAUGGGCCCAUUUUGACUCCACCAACUUUUCCGACCCAGACCAGCCUAGGGGGUGGUAUGGUUACACCCCCAAUAACACCAAUGUGGGCUUUCGAAAAGCAAAGAGGUCGCCUGGUCAUUUCCCUUCCACCACCUGACCAAACUCCAUAUGUAUGUUCGAUGGUAAAAUUCACUGAUGGCCAACGUGAAGUGAUUCGGAGAGGCUGUGCACCCCUUGGACAAAAUUCGGACGAAACAUGCACUAAUCUUUCAGGCAAUUCUGGGCACACUCGCUGUGCCGUCUGUAUGACACAUCUCUGUAACAGCGGAAUAUAAUAAAAAGCACUUUUUGGAGAAAGUCUAGCGAUACCGAUGACUACGACACGUUACAAUUCACGUCGAAGGAUGAUUCUGGACAAAUGAAAAGAAUAGAUUUUUCUUUUGCAUAUCGUUCAGACUUGUUCUGAAUGCAUGGCAAUUGAGUUUUGCAGUUCUAGUCAUCAGUUAUGUAAAUUUUUUUAGUUUAAUUAAUUUAUUCACUCAUCUUACCUUGUCAAACAAUUUUAAUA
Messenger RNA from Malaya genurostris, 834 nucleotides. RefSeq lists its product as uncharacterized. The record is from RefSeq and is a predicted model, not a curated record. The coding region runs from base 62 to 601 and encodes 179 amino acids. NCBI's taxonomy places the organism in Eukaryota, Metazoa, Arthropoda, Insecta, Diptera, Culicidae. The transcript is spliced from 3 exons.